CCUGUCCCGAGGGGAGGGGCCAGGAGGACCGGGACUGCUCGGUACAGUAUGCCCGCGGUCAGUGACUAGCCCGAGCCUCCCGCACGCCAGCCAUGUCCUCCUCCGCAGAGAUUUCGCCUUCCCGCGCUGCACGGAUACUCUCUGCGCUCUUCUACGCGGUCAGCUCCUUCCUUAUUGUUCUUGUCAACAAGGUAGUGCUCACGACAUACAGGUUCCCAUCAUCAUCAUUCCUUGCAACUGGACAGAUGGGUUUCACAAUACUUGUAUUGUACAUAGCAAAACUGAAUAAUAUGAUCACAUUUCCAGAUUUUGACAAACAGAUUCCAAGGAAGUUGUUUCCUCUGCCCCUACUAUACAUUGGGAAUCAUUUGACAGGCUUAUCAAGUACCCAGAAACUUAGCUUGCCAAUGUUUACAGUCCUCCGCAAAUUUUCUAUUCCGUUAACUCUCAUCCUUGAAAUGAUUGUCCUGAGGAAGCGGUAUUCUUUUUCUGUUGUCCUCAGCGUCACCCUGAUCAUCGUUGGAGCUUUGAUAGCAGCAAGUUUUGAUCUUUCUUUUAAUUUGGAAGGCUACAUCCUAGUGUUGUUGAAUGACUUGUUCACAGCUUCAUAUGGAGUUUAUACAAAGGAGAAAAUUGACCCGAAGGAACUGGGUAAAUAUGGUGUCCUUUUCUACAAUGCCGGUUUUAUGCUUUUCCCUACCUUGAUUUUUACUGCAUGGAUUGGGGAACUUGAGCAGGCUAUUCACUUUAGUGAGUGGACAAAUAUUUAUUUUGCUUUACAAUUCAUCCUUUCCUGCUUGAUGGGAUUUAUCCUGCUAUACUCCAUCGUGCUAUGCAGUCACUAUAAUUCAGCCCUUACAACUACCGUUGUUGGAUCCCUUAAGAAUAUAUCUGUUGCCUAUAUUGGAAUAAUUAUUGGUGGGGACUACAGUUUUUCGUGGUUGAACUUUUUAGGAUUAAAUGUUUGCAUGGCUGGCGGUGUGGCAUACUCAUUUUUCACAGUAUGGGGAAAUAAACAAUCUACGAACAGAGGAGAACUUGAAGAAAAGAAGAAUUAUAAAACAAACAAUAUGGAGUCAAGAAUACUAACCCCUCCAAAUGGGAAAUAUGAUGUUAUAGGUUAUUAAUUAAAAAGUAUUUUUAUAUUAA
Messenger RNA from Spea bombifrons (plains spadefoot toad), 1149 nucleotides. It is a transcript of the gene SLC35D2, whose product is annotated as solute carrier family 35 member D2. The coding region runs from base 93 to 1127 and encodes 344 amino acids. Gene Ontology annotation, cellular component: Golgi apparatus. The record is from RefSeq and is a predicted model, not a curated record. Lineage: Eukaryota; Metazoa; Chordata; Amphibia; Anura; Pelobatidae. The transcript has 12 exons. Gene Ontology annotation, molecular function: antiporter activity; GDP-fucose transmembrane transporter activity.